Messenger RNA from Penaeus vannamei (Pacific white shrimp), 4171 nucleotides. The record is from RefSeq and is a predicted model, not a curated record. NCBI's taxonomy places the organism in Eukaryota, Metazoa, Arthropoda, Malacostraca, Decapoda, Penaeidae.
UGUGCUGCAGCCUACACAGACGGCAUCCACAUUUCUCAGCGCCAUCUCUGCACUCGCGCGCGCUUCUCCAGGUUCAGUUCGAGGCUUCGUGAACCCCUUCGACGAGCGUUCGAACCCCGGGAUUCGAACUCAGGCUUUCGCAUUCCUGAAUUUCUCGCUUGUCCCUUGCCUGCGAUAGCUGUGGGAGCGAUGAAGCAGGUCCCGGUCGCCCCCGAGUCCCCCCGCCCCCCCAGCAGGGAGGACGAUGCCCAAGUUCCAGAAGUAUGCCAAGUCGGCCUCGCAGGGCGUCGCGGGCGCAGGAGGGCCCCGCGGGUCGUCCCCGUCGCCGCCCCUCAGGACGCGCACGAGCCACCGCCUGGCGAUCUCGUCUGCCGCGGCUGCCUCUGCGACCACCACCUCCAGCAGCUCCGUCAGCUUCUCCAGCAGCACGGUGUUGAAGGUUGCGCAGUGCAAGCCCUCCAUCCAAGUGAUCGCCGGCAACAACGGCGUAAACUGCGUCAGCAAAACCGCAGACAGCAGCGCAAACUGCAACGGCAGGGCAGCGGACAGCAGCAGAAGCGCAGAGAGCAGCGCAAACUACGCGAGCAGCAGAAAUUCGAGCAGCAGCAGCAACGGCGACAGUUACGUCGCCAGCGCAAACUACAGCAGCAGCAGAAGCGCAAGCAGCAACGGCAGCUUAAGCUUCAGCGACAGAAGCGGCGGCCUGACCAGCAGCAUGAGCGGCAGCGCCAAGGAGGAGACGGAGCCGGCGGUGGAGGCGCUGGUGCCGGGCUCGCUGGCGCUGCCGGAGAACACGGUGGAGGUGCACUUCAUCCCCGACUCCGAGAGCAGCGUCGUGCGCAUUCCGGGCCGCGGCGACCUCCUGCAGCUGCGCCACCACGGCCGCGUCAUCACGCUGCCGGUGGCGCCCUCGGGCGUGGCCGUAGGCGACCAGGAGAAGACGGACAUGGCGGCCCCGGUCAGUCAGUACGCCUUCAAAAGCAGCCCACAGGAGGCCCCCGUGGACUUCAGCCCCGGAGGGCCCCGGGGGGACCCGCUGCUGGCCAGGGCCGCCCCGCUGGCGCCUGCGUCGCCUGCAGGCAACGUGUCCGUCGACUCCGGCGUGCUGGACGUGUCCGGCGGCAGCAGCAGCAGCGAGAGCCUGGGGCUGCCGUCGGCGGAGCUGUUUCGCAGCGACGAGGACCUCAGCGGCGCCGACCUGGCGGCCCCGAUGGCCCCCGCGCGCCUGCCCAGCAUCGAGAGCGCCUUCAGCCGCGUCGGGGAGGCCUUCCGGGGCCCCGAAGACACGGAGCCGCCCCCCGCCCACGCCUCCGAGCCGCCCCCCCCACUCUGCCGAACAGUCCCCAUCGUACGCUACGCUAAGAACGGUCACCUCCGUGUCGUCCUUCACGCCCUACCCGCCGCAGUCGACGCCCCUCCCGUCGCCGCCUGCGCCCGUAAGCCUCCCGUACGCCCACGAGUCCCUGUACGUCGACGCCAUGGGCUCCCUCGGCCAGUACCAGACCAUCAGCCCGCCCGGAAGCCUCCUCACGCCCGCAGACUCGGUCCACAGCCACCUCAUGCCGCCCAUGCACAACUACCCGCCCGAAUAUGCGUUGAGCUAAAUAUUCAUCAAUACGCGGAGCACCCACCGAUGGCGGGCACGAACGGCGGCCUGGCGCUGGCGUACCCCCACGGGGCCGUGCCCAGCGGAUGUAGCUUCAGCAGGGGAGUCCCUCGCCCCUCGUCCUCGGCGACCUCGCCCUCCUCCUCAGCCAUCGGGGUGAACGUGAUCGGCAACGGCGGGUGUCCCAGAACGGGCCCCGGGUCGCGCGGGGGAAGGGCGCGGUCGCAGCGCGUGCACGAGAAGCUGUCCCGGGAAGAAUACAAAAAAUCCGCAUGCGACCGCGAGAGGCAGCGGAUGCGGGACAUGAACAGCGCCUACGACGUCUUGCGGGAUCGCCUGCCCUUCUCCAAGCCCCCGGGGAAGAAGUGCUCCAAGAUGGACAGCCUCAGUGGGAGAGAUCGCUUCCCUUCUAAGCUGGAGACGUUGAGACUGGCCAUCCGCUACAUCCGCCACCUCGUCAACCUGCUCUCCGUCCCGGCCGGCAGCAUCUACCCCGACUACGACCCGCCGCCCUACAACGUGUCGUCCGUCCCGACGAACCUCCGUCUGCAGCACCGCAUCUACUCGCACCCUCCGUCCACGGCGCCCGCGGACUCCCACGCCCCCGCCAGCAUCGCCCUCUACACCUCCGCCGCGCACGGCCUCGAGGGGCUCGAGUACCAGUACAUGCCGCAGGGCCUGACCACGUCGACCCUCUCCCACGCCGACUACCUCAGGGACUCCAUCUGGCAGUCGGAGACGCCCCUCGCAGAUUACCAGUACUGAGGGCGCCCUUCGCUUCACCCCGCGGGGCUACUGGGGUCGGAGGGCGAGGGUCCUGCUAUUCACAGUGAUUGCUCAAAAAAAUCUUAGCUGUCUUCGAAGGCAGAGCGGCCUGUGCUACUCCUAAAGCAGCAAGCCUUAUCAGAGAAUGUUCACCUUUUUUUUCCCAAGGACAAAAAAGCCUCCUUGUCUGUAGGCGGAGAACCGAUGUGGGUAAUAUUAACGAACUAGUCAUUUUCCAAACCAAAGUGCUCUUAGUAUCGCUGAGGAACGCAGAAGGGGAGUAACGAGGGAUGAUAAACCUGCCACGUAGAAUAAGACGAAGACGGAAGCCAUUUGAAAAUCCGUCUGUCAUAAGGAAAAGGGAGUUAAGCAUAACAAGAGUGUCGUGUGAACUAGUUAAUCCUCACGAGUUUUCUUUUAAUGAAUGCAGUGUAUAUUCUUGAGUGCAGGACUACACACAGCCUUGAGGGCAGAAGCGAUAUCUUUAUGUUAUGAUAUUGCAAGUACGUUUUAUAUACCAAUGUAAAGUUCAUACAACUAGGCUUUAUAUGUGGCUUACUUUUUCAGCACUAUUGUUAUAACCUGAGAAUAUAAGACCUUGUACUUCCUUAAGCUUUGGAAAAAAUAUUCCUUGGCAAAUUCACAUGUAACGAGAGAAACCCUGUAAGACAUAUUUAUUUGACAGCGUGUACAUUUAAGCUUUGAGAGAAGGAAAAAGCGUUCGUUCGAGGAGGCCCGAGUCCUUCAUGAGGCCAUUUGUAGGGAGCGAGCCAGCAAAUGGAUAAUUUCCUCCAUGAUACCAGGGGCCUGUCCAACGAAGACCGCGUUCCCUCAGCGAUUUCGAAAACCAAAAAACAAAAACCCGAUGAGAAUUUCACUUUAAAUGGUUAGUUGACAAACCAUCGUCUCAUUUGGAUAGCUUGAUGACCAAAGAAGUCCUUUCAUCAGAAUUUUGCCUUAUUUACAUCUCGACUGUUUUAGACGGAAGAGAACAUCAGUAUACCAUGCUGGCUCGAUCCUCAUACUGUUAUGUGAUGUACCAGGCGCGUGUUUUGAAACGAGCCACUUUGGAAGAAAAAUAACUUCUUUAAAGAGAGUAUGGUUCUUUAUUCAGAUAAAAAAAAAUAUAGUGAUUAAAUCCGACUAGGGAAAUAUUUAAGAAACUGACACUAUCAUGUAAAUCAAUAUCUGAAGCAGAGAGGGUGGGUAUUUUUAUGAUAUUAAGUAUGUUAAGAAGUCCGAAAGAGUCAUAAUUCUUUUCGAAACUGUCGACGAGCUCUACUCUAGUUAUAAUGUAAUUUUAUUUAAUUUAUGCUUUACAUACACCGAAGACGGUAUCCUAAUGAGAGAGUACAUUUUCAAUAUUUCUAGUCAUACGCCGACCAAAGGACAAUUUUCUUUGCGCUAACACAUUUGUUUUGACGUUCGUUAUUGGCUCAUCCAGCUGGCACGUCAAUAAAGAUUUCCAUUUUGACGAAUCUCAGAAAAAGUUGGCAUUUUCCAUUUUGCAUUUCUUUUUCUUUCUUUUCAUUCUCUUUUACUGCAACUACGAGAGUCUAUGUAGAUCAAAGACUAGAUAAGCCUGUUUAUUUUCUUCUUGUAUAGUCUUUGAUGUAAAUAUACUUAUGGGCAUGAACCGUCUCGGUUUGUGGGGACGCGGAUAUGCCCCUUAUCUUUAAGUUAUCUGUACCUGUUGUGAAGAGACUGGAUGACUGUAGAUUGUAAGUGUAUUAUUCGCUAGUCCAUAUUUACUUUUGUGUUUGUUAUGUUAUUUGUUCAGUAAAUUAAUAUGAAUAAAAA